AUGAGCAGAACGGAUGGAUCUCACACCCGAGAGGCUUCGGUUGAUGAAGCUGGCGUAUUGAGUUUUCCCGUAUAUCUUGACGAGAAAGCCGGGUGGUAUGGCAAGUUUAGGGUUGGGAAGGUUCCUGCUCGGAGCAAAGAUGAAUCAAAAGAGUGGAUGUUGGAGAUUGCCACCACAGAAUCUGCUACCCAAGAGGAUUGGAGCCGUCUGACCUGGAAAGGAUCGAAUAUAAAACUAGAAGGGAAGGACUCAUCCGGAAACCGGAGGAUUUUCUGGGGCGAUAGUCAACGUUACCAAGAGACCGGUAACAACAAUACGUUGCCUUGGUACGAUACUGAACGUGGAUCUUUGAAUAAUAUCACUGCGAAUAAUAUUCAAUUUGUGGAUAAUAUGGCAUUCAACUUUCUAUCUUUUCAAAAUGGAAGGGACAAACUGGAUGGAAUAAUUGGUUUGGCGGUCCCAGGAAAGCCUUUAUCAGACAACGCGGCAGAGUUAAACCCGGCUUCGAGGUACUGGCGGUUACCGGGAACUUUGACGUUUGCAACUUCCUUUGUAAACAAAACCUCAGCGGUCUUACAAUUUGGAGUUCACCCUGACCACGGCGACACUUCCCAAUAUGAUAGUCGUAGUGACUUUAGUUGGUUUGAACCUAAUUUUGGUGGUAGUUCAUAUAAUUGGUGGACUCUUGAGGUUUUGUAUAUUUCCAUUGGCCCGGCAGGAUCAGAACCAUGGCAGGGCCAGUUGUAUCCAACCAUUGAUAUACGUCUAAAAAGCCACCAGCUUGGUCGGGAUGCCAAUUACUCAAGGCCAGAGCUUGCUAAUAAUGAAGAAAUCAAUGGUAAAAUGAUCCUAGAUAGCGCUUCUCCUUGGACGAGAUUGCACCCGUUAUUGGUUGACUAUUAUUAUAGCCAAAUUUCUACAGCCAAAUCGUUUAACGAUACAUUUUACGUCCCCUGCGAUCUGGAAGAGGGCGGUAUUCCAGAAAUUGGUAUCACUGUUUGGCAACAAGAAGGUUUGUCGGGAAAGCGAUGGCACUUUGGUCUUAGAAAGGAUAUGUUGAUUGUGCAAUCGUAUCAGCACCCACAUGACGACAAACUUUUUGGCGGAAGCAUCCAAUAUAUCAAUCCUGCUAUCUUUCGCAAGUUCAACCGGAAUGUCGAUGAAAUAUUCGGGCUCAUCGGACGCUCAUUUUUCCAGAGCUAUUACAUUGUAUUUAAAACUAUUGAUGUAAGCUCCAAGGCCCCGCAGCGCAUGGUGGGAAUAGCUGGAGGCCGUGUGAUCUAG
Messenger RNA from Orbilia oligospora ATCC 24927, 1284 nucleotides. RefSeq lists its product as uncharacterized. NCBI's taxonomy places the organism in Eukaryota, Fungi, Ascomycota, Orbiliomycetes, Orbiliales, Orbiliaceae. The record is from RefSeq and is a predicted model, not a curated record. The coding region runs from base 1 to 1284 and encodes 427 amino acids. The transcript is spliced from 5 exons.